CUUCCAGGUUCGAGAAGUCUAUAGCAUGGCAACGAGGUCAGAUUUUGCGCAGAAGCUGCUGAACGAUCUCCGGAUGCGGAAAGAACGGAUGGCUGCAUCUCAGGGCUCGAGCCAUUCGUCCCGGAUGGCUGGAGAGGCGCAUGGAAAGAUGUCACCAAAUUACAAAGGCUCCCGACAAAUGAAGGCAUCACAAUCAGCUAGUUCCACUUCCAGACCAGCAAGCUCACAGAGAAGGUCGAGCAAUAGCACCAGAUCCCCUAACCUUGAAGAAACUUCAAAUCAGCUUGUUCCUUACGGAGGAGGCCGAAAUACACGACAAACGGGAAAUUUAUCCAUGGCCCUUGCUAUUGCUUUUGAACAUGGAGCCAAACUCACUAAAUUGGACUCCUCCGGCAGAAAUAGUUCAAUGCUGAGUUUCCUGCUCGGGAAGUCUGAAAGAAGCAGCAGCUUCCGGAUGAGUGGAUCUUCAAGCCAGUUUUUCCCCACCUUCUCCCAAGCCCACAUAAAUGAGAUAUCGAAAGGGGCACAGAAAUUGAACCAAAUCCUAACAGCUUGCUCCAAUGGCCUCAGCUUUGAUGGGUAUUCAAUAGAAAUUGGAAAGGAACUGCUGAAAGGUGCCAUGGAUUUAGAAGAGUCAUUGAGAAUGCUUGUGAACCUUCAGGAAGCUGAGGAGUACAUGAUUCCCCCUCAGAGAAAGAACCGAAUAAGAUUGCUGGAGGAGGGUGAAGAGGAUGAAGAAAGCACAGUCAAAAUAUCUGAACAGAAGCAAGUUGCUAGGCCAAGGUUCUCCUUCGAUAAGCCCUCAAGGAAGGUUACAAAUACAUCCUCAAGUGAGGCUCCAAGUCUUUCCAGAAAACAAGCUGUGAGUAACUUAAUGUUGGUGCCUCACAAGAGGUCAGCUAGUUGUGGCCCUGAUUUCAGACCACUUGCGGCAUUCUCAGAACUGAAGGAUCACACAACACCAUCACAGGCAAAAACAGAUAAAGGCAAAAUUCCGAAUGUGAUUGCUAAACUUAUGGGACUUGAAGAACUACCACAAGUUGCAGAUUCAAAGAGCACAGCGAAAGUAUCAAGCUCAAAGCAGAAAGAAGAGAUGGUUUCAAAGAAGAUCCCACACACAAGUACCAAAAAUGCUGUUCCACAUCUGUCUAUAGAGAAAAAAUUAGUACAAUCCAAAUAUACAGGAGCAGCUAAAUCACCAAGUUCAAUUUCAGAGUCUCGGGAUAUCCAAGUGGCUCGAAAUGCCAUCUCUGAAUCAGUGGUUCCAAAUGGAACACUGCUCUGGAAGGACCAGCAAAGCAACAUAGGCCAGUUGUACAAAUUUAUGGGAAGCCAAAACGAAUUUCAGGAGGCGAGAAGAGAGGAUAAUUCAAUGCACAGACGACAAACAACUAUGAAAGGGGAAGAAACCAAGCAACCGGUCCAAAAGGAUGAUGUCCAGAAACAUAAAACUUUGGAAGCUGUGAAUAAAAUCAGAGGUAAGGAAAGCAGUCUUCAAGAAGAAAAAAGAAACGGAAACAGAAUUCCUCCAAGCAAUCCAAAAAAGCCCCAGUAUGAUCAUGGAAUGCAUCAACAGCAAACCCAACCAACAUCUGAGCUUCAAGAAGAUAAGAAUCAAGCAGAAAAUAAAGAGCAGCAACAUGCAAAACAAAAGGUCAAGUUCAUAAAACAGAAAGGAAUUGAUGCAGAACCCAAGGAUCCAUCACAAUCAAUGCAUGAUGCUAUUGGUUUGCAAAUGAAGCAGCACUAUGGAAACCAAGAAAUACAUAAUAAAAGAAGUUCUACAGAAGUUAAGGGUGAACGGCCAUUGAAAUGGCUGCCAAAAAGCAAAAACCAGGAAGAACUUAGUGCAUAUGGAAGUUUAACUAAGUUGAAGAUCCAUACGAGGAAUUCAAAGAAUGGAAACUCCGAUCAAAAUGCAUAUCCACGAGAAUUAGGAUCUGAAAAAGACAAUGCAAAAGGAAGCAUUCCAUCUAUUGCAAAAGAGAAACCUGACCACUUCCCAACCAUGCGAAAAAAGGACAAUCAUAUGAAAGUGCAUAAAAGUGAGAGCCCCCGAAAUAUAGAUGUACUGACAAGAAGGAAUGGAACUCUCCGUAACUCAAGGCCACUCAAGCAUCAGAUUCCGAUAUUGCAUGGAAUGAAGCAGAAGAGGCUUGAAAAGACCAGCAGUUCAAAAGGAACAGAACAGGUGAGUAGCAGCUUCUCCAAAGAAGCAACAGCACAGAACCUCCGUCCCAGGGAAUCAGAAGCAAGUAUUGAAUUGCAGAAUGUGGCACUACCACAGAAUAAAGAAGGCGAACAGGCUCCAAAUUUGUACAGUUCUGAGGCAGAUGAGCUCCACAUGCAAAGCAUAACACAGUUCCCUAUUCCAAAUGAAACUUGCCAAAGCAAACUCUCAGCACUAUCUGCAGUACCUAUUGAUAGCCAAUACCAAGCACCUGUUUUCAUCGAGGGUCAUGAACAGAAGUCUCUGGAAACUGCAUCAAGUCCACUUAUGGGAGUUGAUGGAGGAAACACCGAAAUCACUUGCCUUCCACUGCAUGAACAGAAGGAUAUUCCGGCACCACGACCACAAGAGAACCUGACGGAAAACGAAAUAAAUCUCAAGAAGAUAUUGAUCAAAAGUCAAAUUUUCCUGAACACGGCAGAGGUACUGUUCAAACUGAACAUACCCUUUGACGUCCUUCCUGUCACUGAAUAUGGCCAUCAAGAUGAAGACAGCAACCUUGUAUUAGACUGUGGGUUCGAAAUAAUGAAAAGAAAAGGACGAAGACAGGAGCUCACUGUUCAUUCCCACCUCAACAUAUCAAUCAUCUCCAUGAAGGUAACAUCUCUGGAUGACUUGGUGAAGCAAAUAUAUAAGGACUUGGGAAAGUUGAAAUUCAACGACUUGAACGGGUGUGAUGGAUAUAAGGAAGCAGAGCACCUGCGAAAAAUGCUCACGAGAGACGUUCAAAAUAGAGAUGCAGAUGUGAACGGUAUGUGGGACUUGGGUUGGCACGAGAUGAUGUUUGCGAUUCUUGAGAAAGAUGAGCUCGUAAGGGAUGUGGAGAAGUAUUUACUCAACGGAGUGAUAGAUGAGGUCAUGACAGAUCUGCUUGAUCUGAGUGUUGUUUUAUUUGACUGAAGAAUAACAAGCAACGACAACAACAACAAUAAUACGCAGUGUUUGUAAUUUGAGCGACACUCGUUUGAUAACUUCCAUACAUGUAAAGCAAAAUUCAAAUAGCUCGCGGUUUCGCAAUAUGAAAUCAAAAGUUAAUAGUUAUGUUUCGCAA
This is a messenger RNA of Rhododendron vialii, 3281 nucleotides long. RefSeq lists its product as uncharacterized. Bases 26 to 3130 code for a protein of 1034 amino acids. The record is from RefSeq and is a predicted model, not a curated record. NCBI's taxonomy places the organism in Eukaryota, Viridiplantae, Streptophyta, Magnoliopsida, Ericales, Ericaceae. The transcript is spliced from 5 exons.